AUGAGACAAUUGGCUCGUUCUCCACCUCCAUCACUUAUGUCUUUAUCGUCUCAAGUAAAUAAUGGAGUGUCAGUAACCUCAUCGUCAACAGUCAAUAGCGAAUCGCCUUUAAAUCAACGUACAACAGCUAAUGGAACAACUGUAAAUUCUUAUUACAAUAGUCAACAAUCUACAGUUUCAUUUGAAGCUACUCGUUACGCCCAAUCACGUUAUCCAUUUCAACCUUUUGUCGUAGGUUUCUCAUCUUCUAAUAUCAAGGAACAAAAGGUUGCUGAAGAUUUGUGUGUACACUUGAAACAAAAUCGUGGAUUAGAUUUUGAAUUUGUGGGAGUUCAUCGUCCUACUAGGGGUGAUAGUCAUUCCUUUGCACAUUUAUACGAGGAUCUCAUUUGGCCGCAAACUCUCCACGGUCAAGUUUUUUCUCAUCCGUCAUCGUCAUCGAUCCCCCCGCAAUUGUCUCUUAUUGUUAAAAAUGUUGGUUUACAUAUGGAUUUUGUUCAAGUUACAAGAGAUUUAAAAGAGGUGUACGAGAAUAUUAAAAAUGUAAUUAGAAUGAAAAAUCGGUAUCAAAAUGAAAUUAAAUUGGUUAAACUCGAAUUCUCAAAGCCAGAGCAGCGAGACGAAAUUUUGAAUCAUGGUAAGAUUGUAAUAGACUCGGUAACCUAUGAAGCUGAAGAAUUUUUAGCUCCAGCUCGUGUACUCAUAUGUAGCAAAUGCAUGGGAAUCGGUCAUUUUCGUAAAAAAUGUCAACAACAAGACGAAAUGUGCAAAAUUCGUGGGUUGAUUUGUCCGGAUCUAAAAGUGCAUGUUUGCUCUCAACAACAAAAAUGCAUUCAUUGUGGGGAAGGGCAUCAUUCAAAUGACUUAAAACGUCCAAAAGUAAAAGAAUUUUGUUCUAACCUAACAAAACGUCUUUUAUUCGUUUCUCAAGUUCCCCAAACUUCUCCUGGUGCUCAAUUCCAUCUAUCUUCUUCAGAUUUUCCGCCUCUGAAUGCUGCUCAACGAUCAAUGAUUACCGGUAGUAACAAGUUUUACAAUAAUAUGAAUAACAAUAAUGUAAUCUUAACAAAAUUGAAUGAGUUAAAUCUAAACAUUAUAAAAUUAAAUGAUAAAUUAGAAAAUGCAGCAUCUAGGUCAGAUAAAUUUGAACAAUUUAUGAUAGAUCAGAGUAAUUUUGCUAUUGGUACGGAAAAACAGAUUACUUUGUUAUCAAAUGGUAUUAGAGAAAUUAAUGUUAAUACAAAGCAAUUGGAUGUACUAUAUCGUUGUCAUGAAAAUUGUUUAUUUAAAGUAAUAGUUCCUGUUUUAAAUGAUAUCAUUAAAUUUAUGACUGAACAAAAUCAAAAGAACGGAAAUCUACAAAGUGCGGACGUUGGAAAAAGAUUGGAAACAUUUUCUUAUUAA
Messenger RNA from Didymodactylos carnosus, 1404 nucleotides. The record is from the annotation of a GenBank genome assembly. Lineage: Eukaryota; Metazoa; Rotifera; Eurotatoria; Philodinida; Philodinidae.